AACUGGAGGCAGGAACUGCGGGUGAUCUACCAGUGCUUCGUGUGGUGUGGAACCCCAGAGACCAGGAAAAGCAAGGCAAAGUCGUGCAUCUGCCAUGUGUGUGGCACCCAUUUGAACAGACUUCACUCUUGCCUUUCUUGUGUCUUCUUUGGCUGCUUCACAGAGAAACACAUUCAUGAGCACGCCGAGACAAAACAACACAACUUAGCCGUAGACCUUUAUUAUGGAGGUAUAUACUGCUUUAUGUGUAAGGAUUAUGUAUAUGACAGAGACAUUGAGCAAAUUGCCAAAGAAGAGCAAGGAGAAGCUUUGAAAUUACAGGCCUCCACCUCAACCGAGGUUUCUCACCAGCAGUGUUCAAUGCCAGGACUCGGUGAGAAAUAUCCAACCUGGGAGACAACCAAACCCGAGUUAGAACUGCUGGGACACAACCCAAGGAGAAGAAGAAUCACCUCCAGCUUUACCAUCGGUUUAAGAGGACUAAUCAAUCUUGGCAACACGUGCUUUAUGAACUGCAUCGUCCAGGCCCUUACCCAUACUCCGAUCCUGAGAGAUUUCUUCCUGUCCGACAGGCACAGAUGUGAAAUGCCAAGUCCUGAGUUGUGUCUGGUCUGUGAGAUGUCUUCGCUUUUUCGGGAGUUGUAUUCUGGAAACCCAUCUCCUCACGUUCCUUAUAAAUUACUGCACCUGGUAUGGAUACACGCUCGUCACUUAGCAGGAUACAGGCAACAGGAUGCCCACGAGUUCCUCAUUGCCGCGUUAGAUGUCCUGCACAGGCACUGCAAAGGUGAUGAUGCCGGGAAGGCUGCCAACAAUCCCAACCACUGUAACUGCAUCAUAGACCAAAUCUUCACAGGUGGCCUGCAGUCUGAUGUCACCUGUCAAGCCUGCCAUGGCGUCUCCACCACCAUAGACCCAUGCUGGGACAUCAGUUUGGACUUGCCGGGCUCUUGCACCUCCUUCUGGCCCAUGAGCCCAGGGAGGGAGAGCAGUGUGAAUGGGGAAAGCCACAUACCAGGAAUCACCACCCUCACAGACUGCUUGCGAAGGUUUACAAGGCCAGAGCACUUAGGUAGCAGUGCCAAAAUCAAAUGCGGUAGUUGCCAAAGCUACCAGGAAUCUACCAAACAGCUCACGAUGAAUAAAUUACCUGUUGUUGCCUGUUUUCAUUUCAAACGGUUUGAACACUCGGCCAAACAGAGGCGCAAGAUCACUACAUACAUAUCCUUUCCUCUGGAGCUGGAUAUGACACCAUUUAUGGCCUCGAGUAAAGAGAGCAGGAUGAAUGGACAGUUGCAGCUGCCAACCAAUAGUGGAAACGAUGAGAAUAAGUAUUCCUUGUUUGCUGUGGUUAAUCACCAAGGAACCUUGGAGAGUGGCCACUACACCAGCUUCAUCCGGCACCACAAGGACCAGUGGUUCAAGUGUGAUGAUGCCGUCAUCACCAAGGCCAGUAUUAAGGACGUUCUGGACAGUGAAGGGUAUUUACUGUUCUAUCACAAACAGGUCCUGGAACAUGAGUCAGAAAAAGUGAAAGAAAUGAAUACACAAGCCUACUGAAGUGACACAGACCUACCUGUAAUGGAAGAUGACAACACCUAUACUACAACUGGCUUCGAGAUUUAAAGGACCUACUUGCAUGGCCCAUGGGCCUGACAGAGUAAGAAUUGAACAGUACCCAGUGUCUAAAAGGUCCUGGUUGGAAGAGAAGUAGACGGGGUGGGAGAAGAGGCUCUAGUCUAAACAGUCACUUAAAGGAGAAUUCAAUGGCAGGAAUGCUCUAGGUGGGGAAGGCAGGAGCAGGGAAAUCCUGACACUGGUACAUAUCCUAUAUUCCUCCAAAAGAUUGUGUGGGAAAGUGUGGGGUGGGAGGGGGGUGGUGUGGGGGGGGUGUGUGCCCUUGUAACCAUAAAACAUCUUUCUCCAUGGGUGUUUCAGCUUCAACUGACCAAUCACAUAACAGUUAUAUGUUUGGAGGGGGGGAGAAAAGUCUAUACAAAUGUAGCCCAUUACCUAUAUGGGUCUGAAAGCAGAAAAGUGGAGGAGGCAAGGAUAUCUCAUUGACAAACACCUUUGCCAGUUUCUUUGUAUUCGUGAUUUUUUGUGCUAUUAAAUGCAGUAUUAAAAAAAAGAAAAGCCCAUGAGGCUAGUGAAAGGUGAAGAAGGAAGGGGGCUUGUAUAAGGGGAGCAAUUGCUCCAAAUGUAGAGAAGACAAAAAAAAAAAUACUGUAAGAUAAGCAACCAACACAGACAGGCCUCAGCUAAGAGUAUAGUGUGUGAGUGUUUAAAAAAAAGCUGUAUGAUAUACUUGAGCAAAUCAAUGAACCUCUUUGCGAUUGUUUUCUCAUCUGUACAAUGCAGAUAAUUCCUACCUUAAAGGGUUAUUGUUAAAGAUUAAACGAUAUAAAAUGUGUCUAAGUAUCAAGUAAAAGGUUUGGAACUUUGUAGGGGCUCAGUAAACGUUUGUUGGAUCUGAAACUUCUUCGGACCAGGACCAGAAUGCAUCAGAGGUGAGGGUUGGUCCAACCUGAGACCCAUGGACAGAAUGGACACACCUCGUGUCACAUGCAGUCACUCACGCACAUACACACACAUGCACACACACUUAACGACUCCCUCCCCAACACUGUCUACUUGGAGCCUCAAGGCAAUGGAUUCCACCUUUGUCCCUAUGUAAGGGCAUCACAACCAGUGCCACACCAGGGUGUGGGGGGAGAACUACAGCUGUCUCCCAAAGGCCUUCUGUCCAUUUGGAAGACCAUCCUGUUGUUUCCAUGACUAAGCACCCUGAUGAGGGGACUCUCAGGACCAGUAGGCUGCCAGGCCUCUGAAUGAGGGUGUUUGCUAGUCUUUGCCUUCCACAAUCAUGUGUGGGCUGUCACAUUCACCUGUAGGCCUGGAUCAGUUGAAAGACUAUUUUCCAAAGCUCACUGGUCCACCAGCCCAAGGAGAUCGAUGGAGUGGCACAUUGGCCUCUUCCCUGAUUCUCCCAGAGGGCAGAACAGCCUGCAGAGGGCUAAGCCAGAACAGAUGGGAUGUGCCCAGGAGGGGGUAAGCAUUGAUGGUUCCUUCUUUUCUCCCCGGCAUCAGGUACAAAAGUAUCUAUAACCUAGAAAAUCUUUGUGGGGAGGGGGGAGACUAUCAGACCCAUGGGGCUUGGAUCCACUGGCUCUGGUAAAAGGCUGGCUCCCCCACCCCCACCUACAGGGCUUCCCAAAUCUACUUCAUGUUCCACUCAUUUGGAAAAUAUACGUUUAUGAAUGUGGUUGGGGAUGCAUCCCCAGCUAGCUCAUAGAUGUUGUUUAGGACAGGGGUUGUGUCUCCUCUUGGACCCUAGGCUGCACACUCAGCCCCUAGCACAGUUCCUGGUGCAUAGUAAGCAGACAGUCAAAACACGUACCGAUGAAUCAAUGAACCAAUGCACCUUCCUUUCAUAAGCAAAAUUUUGCCACCACCCGGGGCCCAAGAUCCUCAAAAUAUAUAAAAGUGUUACCUUUGGUAUCUUGGAGGAAGGGGGAGAUCCAGGGAUGAGUGGCCUCAGGUGCCACUUGGCAAAUCAGUGCAGGGUAUCUGAUUAUUUUUUUGGGAUGUGUCUGGUAGGACUGCCUGGGAAGACAGCCAUGUCCUCAUUCCUCCUCUCUGCCAUAGGUAGCGUUCAGUAAGGCAUGUGCCACCAGAUUCUGACUGCUUGCAGAAACUAUCUUUGACAUUUUUAAGCUUUUUUAUUUGGAAAUAUUUUAAACGUAGAGGAAAGUUGCAAAAAUAAAAAUAGUGUAAAGAACAUCUGUAUGCCAGAUUCACCUAUUGCUAACAGUUUUUACCCCAUUUACUUUAUUGUUUACGUGAAUGCACACCCUCAUAAGUGUGUGUGUGUGUGUGUGUGUGUGUGUGUGUGUGUGUGUGUGUGUGUCUGGACCAUAUCAUGGUAGAUUACAUGCAUCAUAACCCUUCAUGACUAACGUACUUCAUGCAUUGCCUAAAGAUAGGCAUGUUCUCUACAUUGAUGCAAUACUAGUAUCUAAUCUACCAUUAGCACUUCAAAUUUAUCUGCUGGCACAAUGAUGUCCUUUACAGCAUUUCCUUGUCCAUCAUAGGAUCUGGUCUAGGGUGAGGUAUUGCUUUUAGUUGUCAGGUUUAACCUGGAACAUUUCCACAAACUUACUUUGUCUUGUAUGGCAUUAGCAUUUUUAAUACAAUGCUCCUCAUUUUGGGUUUGUCUGAUACAGAAACUGUCUUUUAAAUACCCUGCACUCAGGAAUAGUUCUAAGAGAUAUGAAUGGCGCGAGACUGCUGAAGCUGACCUCCCUGUCUCCGCUGGUGGAAGGCACAGACCACCAGAGGGAGCAGCUGUGCCUGGCACCUCCUGAUUGAAGCACGCACCACCUCUGGGAAACACCAUUGUCCCUCAGCAACAGGGGAGCCAUUCAAGCCCAGCCCAAUGCCCCUACCUGUCACCAACCCCCAAAUUGAGCCAUGGAGUGUAACAACAGCAGCCAGGGCCUGCUUUCAGAUCACACCACCGUGGGACCCAGGGAAUCAUGUAUUCAGCAGGGAAUCCUGAUCAGGGAUGCCAUCAACCAAGAGGUCUUUUCCAAUCAAGAAACAGAAUGGCCCCCACACAACUCAUGUUGUCAUAAUGCAGUAGACCUGAUGCCAGGAACCCGUGUUUGCACCAAAUGUACACUCACACCCAGAAGUGAAGGCCUAGGUCCUCUGAGAGUAUGAAGUUCAGCGCCCACAGCGUAUGUCAUUAUACACUGUCCUUUCCCUGUAGUUGACCCAAUACCAUUUUUUUAAACUCAUGUAUCAAAGUAUGUCAGAUAUAUAGGAAAAUGCACAUAUCAUAAGGGUACAACUUGAUGAAUUUCUAGAAAAUGAACAGAGCCCUGCAAACAACAUCCAGAUCAAGAAACAGAACAUUAUCCAUAAGUCAGGCCCCACUUCUGCUUCCUUCCAGUCAAUAACCCCAAAAAGCAAACCCUAUCCUGACUUCUUUCACUGUAGAUCAGUGUUGCCUUUUUUAUGCCUUCUAUAAAAGGAAUGGUUCAGUAUGUUUACUUUUGUGUCUGGCUUCUUUGGCUCAACAUUUAUGAGCUUCAGCUAUGAAGUCUUUUUGUCACAAAAAAUUAUGAGGAAUGUCAUUAUUUCUGUCUAAUGAACCAAAAGUAAGAAUCCAUACUCUUUCUAGUGAUUUCUGACAUUGAGUCAAUUCAAAGGGACAUAGGCAUUGCAAAGUUAGACCUCGAGAGUGUCUAAUCUCAGCUAUAAGAAAAUGGUGGAUGGAAAAUAACCUUCCAGAGAAUCUUGGGAUAUUUAAGUACCCCAGAAAUGUUAAUCUUGGGUCCUGUUCUAAUAAUCUUGGACCCCAGCCCUGUUCCAGUAGCUCCUGAAUGGGAUACUCUUUUCUAGUAAAUCCUCAAACUUUAACGUGUAGCAGAGUCACCUUGAGGGCUUAUUAAUCCAUAGAUGCCUGGGUCCUGCCCCUAGAAUUUCUGAUUUUGGUAGAUUUGGGAUGGGGGCUUGAGAAUUUGCAUUUCUAACAAAUUCCUGAGUGACACUUUAGGUUCUGGGAUCACACUUUGAGAACCAGUGUUCUAUUCAGUUUGUUUUCGCACUGUGGUACUCGGAGCCCAAGGAGGCUAUGAAGGUGCUCCAGGGAGCAUCUUGGAGAGCAUCUUGGGGAGCAAGGG
This is a messenger RNA of Acinonyx jubatus (cheetah), 5690 nucleotides long. It is a transcript of the gene USP27X, whose product is annotated as ubiquitin specific peptidase 27 X-linked. Gene Ontology annotation, biological process: protein deubiquitination. Gene Ontology annotation, molecular function: cysteine-type deubiquitinase activity. The transcript has 2 exons. Lineage: Eukaryota; Metazoa; Chordata; Mammalia; Carnivora; Felidae. The record is from RefSeq and is a predicted model, not a curated record. Bases 244 to 1560 code for a protein of 438 amino acids.